Molecule: messenger RNA, 1693 nt
Organism: Mercurialis annua (annual mercury)
Lineage: Eukaryota; Viridiplantae; Streptophyta; Magnoliopsida; Malpighiales; Euphorbiaceae
Product: glutamate decarboxylase-like
Biological process (GO): L-glutamate catabolic process
Cellular component (GO): cytosol
Molecular function (GO): glutamate decarboxylase activity; pyridoxal phosphate binding
Source: RefSeq, a predicted model, not a curated record
UUUGAAGCUCCCCCCCCACGAAAACACAACACUCUCAUCCUUGUCCGCUUCUUCUUCUUCACCCUCUUUUCACCUUACCAGUUAAAUAUCAUCACCACCGCCGCUAGCAUUCGUAAUUAAGUGAAAAAGAUGGUGAUUUCAACGACAAACACAGAUUCCGACGAGCUUUUGCACUCCACGUUCGCUUCCAGAUAUGUCCGCACUCCGGUCCCGAGGUUGAAGAUGCCGGAGAACUCCAUGCCAAAGGAAGCAGCGUAUCAACUGAUUCACGACGAGUUAAUGUUGGAUGGAAAUCCACGGCUCAACCUCGCUUCCUUCGUCACAACGUGGAUGGAGCCGGAGUGUAACGAUCUUAUAAUGGCUUCCAUUAAUAAAAAUUACGUUGAUAUGGAUGAGUACCCUGUCACCACUGAGCUUCAGAAUCGAUGUGUUAAUAUGAUAGCUCACAUGUUCCAUGCUCCCGUCGGAGAUGACGAAACUGCUGUUGGCGUCGGGACUGUGGGAUCGUCGGAGGCGAUAAUGCUGGCGGGUUUAGCUUUUAAGAGGAAGUGGCAGAAGAAGAGAAAAGCUGAGGGGAAAGCUUGUGAUAGACCCAACAUUGUCACAGGAGCAAAUGUCCAGGUCUGCUGGGAGAAAUUUGCAAGGUACUUUGAAGUUGAACUGAAGGAAGUGAAGUUAAGAGAGGGCUAUUAUGUGAUGGACCCUGUCAAAGCAGUCGAGAUGGUGGACGAGAACACAAUCUGCGUCGCAGCUAUUUUAGGUUCGACUCUGACCGGAGAGUUUGAAGACGUGAAGCUCCUUUCUCAACUCCUCACCGAAAAGAACGACGAGACUGGUUGGGACACUCCAAUCCAUGUUGAUGCCGCCAGUGGAGGGUUUAUUGCUCCUUUUCUUUACCCGGAUCUCGAGUGGGAUUUCCGUUUGCCUUUGGUGAAGAGCAAAAGCGGUCACAAGUAUGGUCUUGUUUACGCCGGUGUUGGUUGGGUUGUAUGGAGAACCAAGGAAGACUUACCGGAGGAGCUUAUUUUCCACAUCAACUAUCUAGGAUCUGAUCAACCUACUUUCACACUCAACUUUUCAAAAGGAUCUAGUCAAAUAAUUGCUCAAUAUUAUCAGUUUAUAAGGCUUGGCUUUGAGGGCUAUAAAAAAAUAAUUGAAAACUGCAUGGAAAACGCGAAAGUACUGAAAGAAGGACUCGAGAAAACAGGUCGGUUCGACAUCAUCUCGAAGGAUGUCGGGGUUCCCCUUGUAGCAUUCUCUUUGAAAGACAACAGUCAGUUCAAUGUGUUUCAGUUGUCUGAGUCUCUCAGAAGGUUUGGCUGGAUUAUUCCAGCUUACACAAUGCCUCCUGAUGCCAACCAUAUCGCUGUACUUCGGGUUGUUGUGAGGGAGGAUUUCAGCCGCGGCUUGGCGGAGCGACUCGUCUCGAACAUGAAACAAGUUCUGGAAGAAAUGGAGUCACUUUAUAGUCAAGUUACAACUAAAGGUGCCAUUGUCAAGAAAGAUAGCAGUGAGAGGGAGAUAGAGGAAAAGGUAACUAAAUAUUGGCGGCGGCUCGCAGAUGGCCGGAGUCUCGGAGCUUGCUAGAGACAUCAUCUGACUUCAGUCAGCAGUCGAGUAUUGUAUGUAUAUAUAGAAUCCUUUGUACUAUUCUCUUGUGAAUUGUCAUAUAUUUGUAACACUUCUAAAGUGU